AUGCUGGUGCACCGGAGCGGUCCUGUGGCUUGCCCUCGCACACCGAGGCGCGGCCACAAGCGCUUGGACAGCGAAGAGCCAGCGGCUAAAAGCCCGAGGAUCAGCGAAUCUGCUCCGGAUGCGCCGCUUCUUUUGUCCGCCUCUCCGGUUUCUCCGCGCAGCGGGAGUUUAGGGUCUGGAAGCGCUUCCCUGGGUCCGUCCCGCAUCGGCCAGUUUUUGCUGCUUCCAUCGAUGGACCCGGCUGUUGCGCAUGGAGCCUGGGACACCGAAACCGGCGAGGAGCUUGUGUGCAAGGUGUUUGACAUGGGCCAGUACCAGGAGAAGAUCCGGGCCUACAGCAUGCUACCAGGACACAGGAACAUUGCACAAAUUAAGGACAUCAUCCUUGGAGAACGCAAGGCCUACGUGUUCCAAGAGAAGGACUAUGGUGACAUGCACACGUUCGUCAAGAGUUGCAAGCAUCUGCCUGAGGAGCAAUCCUCCAAGCUGUUCUAUCAGAUAGCCUCGGCUGUGGCACAUUGCCACCAGAACGGCGUAGUCCUAGGAGACCUGAAGCUCCGCAAGUUUGUGUUUGCGGAUGAGAAAAGGACCCAUUUGAAGCUGGAGGGCCUGGAGGACUGUCGAAUCCUGACUGGUGAUGACGAUUCUGUAUCGGACACUCUGGGCUGCCCGGCCUACGUCAGCCCGGAAAUCCUGAGCGGUGUAGGCAGUUACUCAGGGAAACGAGCAGACACCUGGAGCUUAGGUGUCAUGCUUUACACAAUGCUGGCAGGACAUUACCCAUUCCUCGACUCAGACCCGGCUACACUCUUCUCCAAGAUCCGACGUGGUGCCUACUGCCUGCCGGAGGGUCUCUCUGCACGGGCGCGCUGUCUUGUUCGAAGCCUUUUGCGCAGGGAGCCCGGCGAAAGGCUGAGCGCCACUGAUAUUCUCCUUCACCCGUGGUUCCGCAGCGACAGCAAACAUGAACUUGAAAAACAGGAAGUGGGCUUGACAGAACAGAUGGUACCUCAGGUCCAGGUGGAGUCGGAUGAUCAGCUGUUCUGCUGACAAAAGAGAUCAGACUGGGACCAAAUAAUACAUGCAGGACUGUUUUGUACUAGAGCAGAAAUUCAUCAUCAUUAAUUAACAUUAAUGAAAUCACACCAGCUGAACUUUGGAGUACAAUUUUUUUUGAAGGGUUCUUUGGAGUAUUUGUGGCUAUCGGAGCAGCUCUUCUGUUCAAGAAGCUGUACCAGUUGUGAUUUAAACUUAAAUUUAAAUCAGUUUGAGUGGUUCUGUAAAAAAAUAACAUUUCCAGAGAAGAUUUUCCGAUGAAGAAACUACAACCUUUUUUUUAUUCUUAGGUACGAAUGCACUUGUGCAUGCAAUCAAAGUUCCACAUCAGCUGUGGUGAUUGAUUAAGUAUAUUGAUGCACGUUGGACAGUUAAACUGAAGUGAUUUUGGUGCUAAUUACCUUGUUUAUCAUGCUGUAUGAAGUUAACCCUGACACAGAAACCACUUAACCUCAGCCGAGUCCUGAGGGCUCCAGAUAUAUUAACAAAAGGACUAUCAGCCUGGAUCUGAGCUCUACUCAUGUUCACCAUGCCAGAGGUCUUCACUGACUGAUUCACUAACUACCACCAAAAAGGCAGGUCGUGCUGUAAAGAACAGGCUGGUGUGCGUAAAUAUUUACAGAUGUGUGACAAAUUAAAGGAAAAAAACAAUAAAUUGUUGCACCUUGGAGCUUUACUACAGGGAUGGAACACAGUUAUUCCAGGAAUAUUGUCCUUCUUAGUAGAUGUUUAGAUGAUAGUGAAAGUGCUGUAUAACACUUCUGUCCAAAAUCAGUGCAAUUUGAGACUCAGGUACAGUUUGUUCAGUCUGCAGCUGAACUGUUGCUUUAGUUAUGCUGACCCCACUAUUUAUUGUAUCACACUAGCUAAAAGCAUAGCAUUUAUUUCUGUUGACCACAACCAAUAUACCACAUGAACUCAGGACACACACAGAGGCCAGUUAAGAGCAAUUAUGACCCCAGCUACCAUCCAAAAAUAACUCGUCUUAACCCUGCUGUGCUUCUGGGGCCGAAUGAAAUUGUUUCAGGGGUAGUGUGGCUGGUAGAUACAUUAAAUAAUGUAUAAUUCCGGCUUAGGGUUUGUCAUCACCAAUCACUGCAAUAAUAAGAGACAUAAAUGUAACACUUUUGUACACAGUUGUGUUAACAAAACAACAUGUUUUAUUUGAGGAAGCUUUUUAGCACUCACAGUUGCUAUACAUUCUUAAAAUAAAAGAAGUAAAAAUAAAACAAUAACAAUAAAGCAACGCCAUAGGUUUAGAAUGAAACCUGUUAAAGUUGUAGCCAGACAAUCUGAUUACCACCAGUUUAGCCCCCACCACACACAUCAUAAAAGUAGCCAGUGAGCAGAUGAGAUUGCUUAUUAAGAUUUUUAAAGCUGCUAUAUGUAACUUUUGGGGUUUGAGGGUUUGGAGACCUCUCUGGCAAAACACUGUACUGCAAGCAUCUAAUUAUAGGACGUAAAGGCAAGUAAGUGUCAAUUUGAUCCUUUACUCAAUUGUUUAGAUCCUUCACAAAAUUUUAUGGUGACUCAGCAGUAUAAUUAUACAAAAGUGUGAUGUAUCUGUUUCCUUUAUGGACUUUGUAAUACCACCAUAACUUAACAAAGUUACAUAUUGCAGUUUUAAAGAUGAGCUGGUCAAUAUUUGAUUGGUCUUUGGCUUGAAUAUUUGAUUGGCUGCUAAAACACAAAUAAACAGAAUUAUAAAAACAAUGCAAUUAAAGCAGUUUGAUUAUAGGACUGACAAAACAGAAUCCCGACUGGCUUGUUUACUUUUCUUCUGCUAGCUACGCUUAAAACAUGCCUCUAGGAUCCUAUUAAAUUGUUAAUAUAAUUUUUACUUCUCACAAAUAAAAACAUGGCAGACUUCCUUGCUAAAUAGCCUGCUUUCAAUGAUGCUUUGGUUAGUUGUAAGGGAAAGAGCCAAAAAUCAGCCAAAAACCAGCCAUAGAGCCAAAAAUCUAUUCCAUGCACCUUUAAACAGCUUUGUAUGUGUGUGAAGGUCAGUAGAGAAUGUACCCUGCUGUUAGUUAGUCAGUGCAAUGUUACUUGAAUCAGAAUAUUUUGUAACUUAAAAAAGACCAGUCACAGUUACAAAAGUGGAUCAGAAGCUACAAGUAAAAGAUUGCGAUUAUUCUGUCUGACAUCAUGUGUUUGUUUAGACCUGCUGUACUGUAAAUGGUGAAUAAGAACUAGCUGAAAGGGUAGAACUAUUUAGAAGAGGCUCUAAACCUCCCCCUCUGUUGCAGGAAGUUGUACUGUAUGUUACCUUUGGCUGCAGGAAGUUGUACUGUAUGUUACCUCUGAGGCCAGGAUCAUAAUAACUUGAGGUUGCAAAACACCUGUCCAUGCACUGAAAGUGUGACACGGGUGUACAAAGUUCAUGUUGCACUGUGAAUUAUGUUUUUUUGUGACAACCUCAAGGUUAGACCAAGACGCUGUAACAGAAAAUAUGACCUGUAAAAUCAAAAUAAUGUAAAUAUGUAUAUUGUGUGUGCACAGAUUAAAUAAAUAUCAUCCUUUGAUUAUUUAAA
Trichomycterus rosablanca is the source of this 3590-nucleotide messenger RNA. It is a transcript of the gene trib1, whose product is annotated as tribbles pseudokinase 1. Gene Ontology annotation, molecular function: mitogen-activated protein kinase kinase binding; protein kinase activity; ATP binding. The record is from RefSeq and is a predicted model, not a curated record. The transcript is spliced from 3 exons. Gene Ontology annotation, biological process: regulation of MAP kinase activity; positive regulation of proteasomal ubiquitin-dependent protein catabolic process; protein phosphorylation. The coding region runs from base 1 to 1050 and encodes 349 amino acids. Lineage: Eukaryota; Metazoa; Chordata; Actinopteri; Siluriformes; Trichomycteridae. Gene Ontology annotation, cellular component: nucleus.